This is a messenger RNA of Carya illinoinensis, 943 nucleotides long. RefSeq names its product sigma factor binding protein 1, chloroplastic-like. NCBI's taxonomy places the organism in Eukaryota, Viridiplantae, Streptophyta, Magnoliopsida, Fagales, Juglandaceae. Bases 241 to 696 code for a protein of 151 amino acids. The record is from RefSeq and is a predicted model, not a curated record. The transcript has 2 exons.
AACUUCUCUCUACCCUUUCGUUAAUUUCCCAUCAAUUAUCUUUCGCACGAGUCUCACCAUUUUCUUUCUCCGAAACCUGCUUAUGCUCUGAGAGACUGAGAGAGAGAGAGAGAGAGAGUAGAGCCUCCUAGCUAGCUCUCAAAUUAUAACCAGUCGUUAUUUCAUGCAAAAAAAAUAUAUUAUCCUUUUGAGCCUCGAGCGCUAGUCGUUUGUUUUUUUAAUCCCCACCUGCAAUCAACAAUGGACAAUAAUCUACCAAUCAGCGUGCACCAGAGAAAAGCUGUCAAAAAGACCAAAUCCAAGAAGAAUAUGCCUAUCAAGGUGGUGUAUAUCUCCAAUCCCAUGAAGGUCAAGACUAGUGCCUCCGAAUUUAGGGCCUUGGUCCAACAGCUCACUGGCCAGGACGCCGAGUAUCCGGUCCCCGCCAAGUUUUUAUGCACAGAUAACGAUGUCGGCGGUGUUCAAACGGUUCCUGGUCCGGUCAUGAAGGCCGGCGGCGAUGAUUAUUCGCCGGAGGCUCCAGUAGUUGACCUCGGUCCAGAGCAGACGGAGAGUUCGGGUUACCAGUUCAAUCCGUACGAUGAUGAUGAUGAUGUUUUCACGCCCCUGCAGAUGAUAGAGAACCUGCCGGCCGCCGGGGGGUCUUUCUUUCCCUCAAGUGUGUUCUAUGAAUCCCCUCAAGUUGAUGUGGUUUGAAGGCUGGAUCCAGAUGUGUGAAUUGAGGAGGGCGAUGGACAUAACCUGCCAGGCCAGCGCUGUUAGUCUUGUUAGAUCAUGUUUCUAUCUCUGACAUAGUCAUCCAGCCUGAUCAAUUAGGAUUGCUAGCUAUUCAGUAUUAAUUCACUAUUCAGAUUAAUUUCGCGUGUGUGCGUGUGUAUAUAUGAGAGCUAGCUAGAGAGAGAUCUAUAUUAAUUAAUUCGAUCGGGUAUCGUCCAAAUCCUAG